Molecule: messenger RNA, 2699 nt
Organism: Asterias rubens (European starfish)
Lineage: Eukaryota; Metazoa; Echinodermata; Asteroidea; Forcipulatida; Asteriidae
Product: glucose-6-phosphate exchanger SLC37A2-like
Exons: 19
Coding region: 260-1831 (523 amino acids)
Biological process (GO): phosphate ion transmembrane transport; glucose-6-phosphate transport
Cellular component (GO): endoplasmic reticulum membrane
Molecular function (GO): glucose 6-phosphate:phosphate antiporter activity
Source: RefSeq, a predicted model, not a curated record
CUCCCCUGCGGUAUUUUAUGCAUAGCAGGCAUCGGACGCGGAAACGGAUGGCACGAGAUUCAUAACAUUAACAAUGGGAUUCAACAAUGUCGUCAACAGGUGACACUUGGGGUCUACAACGCUUCUAUAAAUCACAUUAUCACUACUGAUCACUGAUUGCACCGCCAUGAACUCUGGAGGAAAUUGAGACGACUCUAACUUCAGUUUCUUAACAGUGGGAGAAAGUUGUUCCAAGUCGGGACCCACAGAGCGAAUAACAAUGGCCCCUCUACCCAUUAUGGCUCCACUUUUUGAUGCUUGCUUCAGAGGAAAACAUCAUAAAUUGCUGCACAAAUCGUUUGUGUUGAUUCUUACCUUCUUCACGUACAUGACGUAUCAUCUAUCAAGAAGGCCAAUCAGCAUUGCUAAAGGAGUUUGGUUCCGAAACUGCUCUGUACCUAUAAACGAUCUGAUGUUCCCAAUAUUGAACAUAUCAGAAGCUGGCAAUGAAUACUGGUGUGACUGGGCACCUUUUGAUACACAAGAUGCUAAAGUUCUUCUUGGAUGGCUGGACACCAGUUACCUGUUUGCAUACGCAGUUGGAAUGUUCAUAAGCGGUCACAUUGCAGAGAGAAUGAGUCUGCGCUACUUUCUUACUGGUGGAAUGAUCCUCAGCGGAAUAUUCACUGCCGCAGUUGGACUCGCUGAAUUCUUCAAUAUACACAGCUAUGCUUAUUUUAUCUCUAUGAUGAUUUUAGGAGGUUUCUUCCAGGCUACUGGCUGGCCGGCAGUGGUUGCUGUAGUAGCCAACUGGUAUGGUAAAGGAAAGCGUGGCUCAAUAAUGGGUAUAUGGAACGUACACACAAGUCUAGGUAAUAUUUUAGGUGCAUUGGUGGCCGGAGCUCUUAUAGAUGAGACAUGGGCGUUUUCUUUCAUUGUUCCUGGAUGUAUCAUUGCUGGUAUGGGAGUCAUUGUCUUCCUCUUCCUUAUAGAAUAUCCAACAGAUAUUGGAUGUGACACACCAGAGCAAAGUUCAAGUCCCAAAGAGCUGGAUUACUCUUCUUCUAGAGGCUCUGGCCGUGAUGAUGUUGCAGCUGACCAUGAUCACAGUCUAGUACUCUCAGAGCAACCUGCUGUCAGUCUAUGGGUUGCAACUACAAUACCAGGAGUUAUUGAGUUCUCGCUGUCAUUAUUUUUCUGCAAGUUGGUCAGCUAUACAUUCCUGUUCUGGCUUCCUUUCUACAUAGACAGUACAACUGAUUUAAAUGACGCCCAGUCGGCUGAUCUCUCUACGUUGUUUGAUGUUGGUGGUGUACUCGGUGGCAUAGUGAUAGGGUUUCUAUCUGAUGUAACAGGAGCUAGUGCCACUGUGUCUUUUGUGGCACUUAUUAUCUCAGCACCAUUGGUUUAUAUCUACAAUGCAUUUGGUUACAUCAAUCUUGCGUCCAGUAUAGGUUUGAUGAUGGUGACAGCUUUCUUUACAAAUGCACCUUAUGCUCUCAUAACAACAGCAGUGUCUGCAGAUUUGGGUACGCAUCCAUCACUCCAUGGGAAUGCCAAGGCGUUGGCAACUGUAGCAUCAAUCAUUGAUGGUACGGGUACAAUUGGUGCUGCUAUCGGCCCUCUAUUGACAGGUCUCAUAAACCCUGGUAGAGGGGAGAAGGAUUGGACAUGGGUGUUUGUCAUGUUGGCUGCAUCAGAACUGUUAUCUGCAAUGUUUUUAAUAAGGCUUGUGUAUAGAGACAUCAAGAAGUGCGCCUGCAGCAAUGGCUACCAGCCCAUUUCGACCGACUCAAAUAUAAAUGGUGACACAAGUGUAGGUAUUAGUGAUGAUAAAGAUGAGGAGGAGUAAUAAUUCGGACUGCCGAUGAAGGAGUUAUUUGAAACGAAGGAAAGGUUUUAAGCAGAAAGCUACAGUACUACUGGAUUGUCUGUUACCUGUUAUUCUUGUGUUUUGCAGCUCUGCUAAACAGCUUCCAGGUUGUAUUAUGCCAUGUAUGUUAGGAAGUAGAACUUUCUAAUGAUAUUUAACAUUGUAUGGUGUAAAAAAGCAAGUGGCUUGCAACCUUUUGAAGCCCGGCUCAUACUUCCUGCGAAAUUGACCAACUCACACCUGUUAUCCCCAUUAAUCAUUUUGCCAAAGAGUGAGCCCUUAAUUUUUGCUUAUCUGGAUCAAAACCCCUGGAAACAGAACUUUCUAGGUUGAGAUUUCUUUGGAAUUAUUUUUUUCUUCUGAAUUUUAAACCAUAUUAUGAAUAUUUUAAUACAUAAAACAGUAUUUUAAACAAGAAACGAAAAUGUUUUAUCACAUUUACUGCACUUUAUCAACAGCUUUAAUUUCUGUACAAACAAAAAGAAGCUAAUUCUUUGGAUGAAUUUCAAUAUCUAGCAUAUAUCUACUUUACUUAUACAUAGUAAUACUAACAUGUACAUACUUGUUUAAUCCCCUUAUUUCUUAUUUACACUUGAGUGUUUUUAAACAUGUACAAGUAGAUUAUGUAACAUUAACACAGAAAAAUUUAAAUGGCCCGUACAUGGUUUGCACUUGCAAUAGACUGAAUCGAGCAAGGACGAGUAAGGACGUGUGGCUUAUUUGAUUUGACAUUAACAAACAGUUUUGCUGUUUUCACUGAAGCACUUCCCUUUCAACAAAAUUGUCAGUUACUACAAGGUUAGUCAUAGCUUUGUAUUAACUUUUAAUACAUGUAUUUAUGUAUAUU